UCUCUCUGGAACAGCCACCCAGAGGAGAGACUGAAAGUGCUCGCCUGCCUGAGCCAGCUGAGGCAGACAGUGGACAUCAUGAAGGUUUUUAAUGAUCCAGUUCAUGGGCACAUUGAGAUGCACCCUCUUCUUGUUCGCAUCAUUGACACACCUCAGUUUCAGCGCCUGCGAUACAUUAAGCAACUGGGUGGCACUUACUUCGUUUUUCCUGGAGCCUCCCACAACCGCUUUGAACACUCCUUAGGGGUGGGCUACCUUGCAGGAUGUCUGGUUCGUGAACUGAAGGAGCGGCAGCCAGAGCUGGGUAUAACCCAACGAGACAUCCUCUGCGUGGAAAUUGCUGGGCUUUGUCAUGAUUUGGGUCAUGGGCCAUUUUCACACAUGUUUGAUGGAAGAUUUAUUCCACUUGCUCGUCAAGGUUUGAAUUGGAAGCAUGAAACUGCUUCUGUUGAAAUGUUUGAGCACCUGAUCACAUCCAACAAACUGGAAGAAGUCAUGGAAUGGCAUGGCCUCAUCCUGGAGGAAGACAUGGUCUUCAUCAAGGAACAGAUAGCAGGGCCUAUAGAUGAGACAGCUUGUGAGGAAUCGUGGCCCUACCGAGGACGACCAAAGGAGAAGAGUUUCCUAUAUGAGAUAGUAGCAAACAAGAAAAACGGCAUUGAUGUGGACAAAUGGGAUUAUUUUGCAAGGGAUUGCCACCACCUAGGGAUCCAGAAUAAUUUUGAUUAUAGGCGCUUAAUUAAAUUCACUCGAGUUUGCGAAGCGGGAAACCAGAAGCAUAUCUGUGCCCGUGAUAAGGAAGUUGGAAAUUUGUAUGAUAUGUUCCACACUCGGAAUUGCCUGCACCGGCGAGCGUACCAGCAUAAGGUUGGCAACAUCAUUGAAAUAAUGAUUACAGAAGCCUUUCAAAAAGCAGCGUUUUUUCAAAUAGAAGGCUCUGAAGGAAAAUUGUACCAGAUCUCUACAGCAAUGGAGGACAUGGAAGCUUACACGAAGCUAACUGAUAAUAUCUACCUGGAAAUUCUGCACUCAAGUCGUCCAGAACUGAGUGAGGCACGAGAAAUUUUGCGUAAGAUAGAACGGCGUGAAUUACACAAGUUUUUAGGAGAAACUCAACCUGAAAAAAUGAAUGAAAUUCCAAAGGAUGAAUAUGAUGACCUGCCAGGUGACAUUGCUAACUCCAAGCCAGAAAAGGAUCCUCCAGACGUGGAGCUGACUGCUGAAGACUUCAUAGUUGAUGUUGUUAAUAUGGAUUAUGGAAUGAAAGAUCAGAACCCCAUUGAUAAUGUUCUCUUCUACUGCAAGGCUGAUCCUUCCAAGGCCAUCAAGAUCAGUAAAGAACAGGUUUCACGGCUUUUACCAGGGACCUUUUCAGAGCAGGUUAUCCGGGUUUACUGCAAGCGUCAGGAUCCGGAUAUUGUUUCAGCUGCAAAGCAGUAUUUUGUUCAGUGGUGUAUAAAGAGGAAUUUCACCAAACCACAGGAUGGUGAUGUGGUUGCCCCUCAUCUAACUCCACUGAAACAAAGCUGGAAUAAGAGAAGCAGGGAUGAACACACGACAGCUUCAGAACCCAGCUGCAAGCAGAAGCUUUCUUUCAAUAAGUAACGUGUCUCCUUUUGCACUGUUCACCCACCUCCUUCAGAAGAUGGGCAGCUCUGAGCAGCAGCGCUUUUAAAAUGCAAUCCAAUGAACUGUA
Messenger RNA from Meleagris gallopavo (turkey), 1696 nucleotides. The record is from RefSeq and is a predicted model, not a curated record. NCBI's taxonomy places the organism in Eukaryota, Metazoa, Chordata, Aves, Galliformes, Phasianidae.